AUGGAUAAUUUUAUUAAACAAGGUCAAGAUUUAUACAAGAGUGGUAAGAUCACCAACGAAGAUCUUAAAGAUGCUGGUGCUGCUUUCUCCAACAAAGAUGGUGGUGAUUUUGCUACUAAAGCCAAAAAGGCUUACGCUGAUUAUCAAGAAAACCAUAAAGGUGAUAGUGAUAAGAAAGAUGAUUCUAAAAAAGAAGAAUCUAAAUAA
Molecule: messenger RNA, 207 nt
Organism: Candida albicans SC5314
Lineage: Eukaryota; Fungi; Ascomycota; Pichiomycetes; Serinales; Debaryomycetaceae
Exons: 1
Coding region: 1-207 (68 amino acids)
Source: RefSeq, a predicted model, not a curated record